This is a messenger RNA of Limulus polyphemus (Atlantic horseshoe crab), 6658 nucleotides long. Its product is annotated as BTB/POZ domain-containing protein 6-like. Bases 535 to 1632 code for a protein of 365 amino acids. Gene Ontology annotation, molecular function: protein binding. The transcript has 5 exons. The record is from RefSeq and is a predicted model, not a curated record. Gene Ontology annotation, biological process: neurogenesis. Gene Ontology annotation, cellular component: cytosol; P-body. Lineage: Eukaryota; Metazoa; Arthropoda; Merostomata; Xiphosura; Limulidae.
GCUACUUUCUCCUCCGCAGCACCUCCACAUCUUGUAGGGAAUGAGGUUGAAAUAUAGGACAUUCAUACCAUAACAAACACUGCAUAUAUAGGGAAGUAUGACAAAUAUGUAGAACUGUCAGUUUCAGUGUUGAUGUGACUUGUCUUUUCGUGAGGCAGAUACCUCCUGUUUCCUAGCACUCUGAAACUGAAUUCACUCACUCAAAACGAGCCCAGACUUACAAGCGAUGGAUCGAACACCACAAAGCGGAUAGAUACGCCGACUGAGUAGGAUUGUCGAGUUACAGGAACAGCAAAGAAAAGCAUGUGAUAUAAUCAGAAAUGGACAGAAGUGUUCCGUUGCUCCAGAGGAAAGUAAAAUAUAUGAUCAAGGAUGAAAAUGUGGUUACCAGAAAAGUUUGCCGACAGCGUCCUGCAACGAGAAUACUGUUCCAAUCAGACGAAAUUUUUCUGAAAAAUUUCCUAACUCCGUCAGCUCGCUUAGCACCGAGUCACACCUGCAGCAACGCAACGGGUGUUUUUCGACGUCCCCUCCAUGCAGGUUAUGUCGGAUUUAUCCGGUUCUCCACGUCAUGCAGGGGACCGUGACUAUCCACCACUGCCCUCUGCUCCCUCUCCCGGGCAAGUCCUAUACAACAGUGAGGACCACUGUGACGUUAUCCUUUUGGUUGGACAAGGGGAGAAGUGCUGGCGCUUUCCUGGUCAUUCGUUUAUUUUGUGCUCAGCUUCUCCUGUGUUUCAGUCGCUUUUGGCGCGUGAGGUGACAAAUGGAGACUCUGUUAGUAUCCUGAAGAUCGAAGAUGUUGAACCGUGUAUCUUCGAAAUCCUUCUAAGGUAUGUAUAUCGUGGAGCGGAUGAGGUGAACCUUAAUUCGGAUCAGACAACAAUGCAGCUGCUUACCGCGUCCAAAAAAUAUCUGUUACAGGAACUGUCUACCAUCUGCCUCAAGUACCUGUGUGAUCAUGUAACAAAGGAAAAUGUACUUGGGAUAUUAAGCUAUUUGAAAAGAUUAUCAGGUAGCAGCGGUCACGACGAAGGGCAAAAUUUGCAAAACGAACUAUUAAACAAAUGUGUUUCUAUCAUUGAUGCCCACAGUGAUUACGUGCUACUCAGUGGCGCUUUUGAGAAUCUGGAGAAGGAGAUCGUGAUGGAUAUUGUUGCUCGGGAUACCAUCCAAGUACACUCAGAGCUAACAGUUUUUAACGCUUUGAUGAACUGGGCUUGCCAAGAAUGUAAACGCCAGAAAAUAGAACUUACUUCUAUGAACAAGAGAGCAGUUUUAGGAAAACUUUUAUAUUAUGUUCGGUAUUUGGUGAUGAGUUUGGAGGAGUUUAGUUUGGGACCGGCCAUCUCUGGAGCCCUUAGUGAGGAGGAGAAAAAUAGCUUGACGAAACGUCUUAAGGGAGAUUGCCUCUGUCCUCUACCCGAUCAACUAAACGGGAGACGACAAACAAUUAAGCGGCAGGGCUCUGCAGUUGCCGUCAGCACGACCGGUUCUUGUCAUCUUGGUGCCGCCGGUCCUUCCGCUAUUUCGCAGCCACCCUGUAAAACAAAGAAAAAGAAAAAAGCAACUCAGAAACUGGUCGAAGGUUUAGGCGACUUUUUCAUUUACGCUAUCCAGCUACUAGACUGAUUAAUCAUGUUAGUUGGAUUACUACAUUACUUCAACAUGUUAUAUUAAAAUGGGUGAAUUACUACAUUACUUAAAGAUGUUAUAUUAAAAUGGGUUUUGUAAAAAUAUACCCAUUUUAAACUAAUAUUUGACACUUUAUUCUUCAUGGAAGUAUUUUGAAACUUAAGCUAAAAACUAACUACAUUUGGGACAAUUCACAGAAAGCAGGAGUUUACAUGAAGCCUUACGUCUUACUGUAAGUUUGGAUUUGUCCAAUAAGAAAAAAAAUCACAUUGUAAUCCAGGUCUUUAUGAAAAAAUCGCAUGAAAAUCAAGGUUUUUAUUACAACCGUACAUGGUAAGCCAGGUCUUUAUGUAACACUUGUAUGGAAAUCCAGGUAUUUAUGAAAAUCCCACAUGAUAAUUCAUGUCUUUAUUAAAAACUUACAUGGAAAUCUAGUCAUUAUGAAACUUCUACACCAACUACUAUGACCUGUUAUGACUGAAUGAAUAUCACAGUUUUGGGGAGUUUAAAUACUUUUUCAGUACCACUAAUACAAGCUUUUACCCGACUUAAGAGAGGGGUAUAAAAUUGUGACAAUGUAAAAACCCUUUUCCAACUAUUUCUUUAUCCCUAAGAUAUACAACACACAAUAGAUAGUAGCAUGAUUGUGUUAGAUUGAUAAUACAUUAGGCUUAAAAAUUGCGCUAUGGAAACGUAAAAUAUAAAAUGUUAGCGUAAACUUUUAUUACAAUGAAAAAAGCUACGUCUACUUGUGUAUGUUGUUGUACGGAGACUACAUACUGUAUUAAACUUGUCGAUAGUUUUGGUUAUACAAAAUUAGUAAUAAAUAACGUUAAUUUUGGGACAAUUCGUUUUAAACUAAAACUGAAACCCAAAUCAUUCGUUAUAUAGACUUAAAAUAUAGCUUAAAUUUAUUGUUGACUUUUAUUUAUUAGAUGAAAAUGCUAAUGUGAAAAGAUUAUAAUAAUUGAAAAAGAUUCAUUUGAAAAAAUGUGAUUAUCAAGAAUAUUUACACUUAAUGCUGUUGUUCUGUUGGAGUUUCGAACAAGUACAUUUUCAACGUGAUCUUAGAUUUUAAACUAACAAACUGCUUUUAAGUCAUAUCAUAUUGAAUUAACUUAGGCUUAGAAAUUAGAUAAAUUACUACUAAAUAAAUAGGAGAGCCUGAACACUUUUUGGAAGAUCUGCCUUCCACAACUACUAUGUUUCUAUAAUUUAUAAUAUUGUGCAUACACCUCUGAGUUGACUUCCUUUAGGUAUGGUGUAUUAGUUUAAUAAAGGUUAGAGUUAGUGUAAAGGUUGAAAAGUUUAGAGGCGACUUAGUACAUAGUGUUGAAUGUGUAGAGGUUGAAAAGUUUAGAGGCGACUUAGUACAUUGUGUUGAAUGUGUAGAGGUUGAAAAGUUUAGAAGCGACUUAGUACAUAGUGUUGAAUGUGUAGAGGUUGAAAAGUUUAGAGGCGACUUAGUACAUGAUGUUGAAUGUGUAGAGGCUAAAAAGUUUAGAAGCGACUUAGUACGUAGUGUUGAAUGUGUAGAGGUUGAAAAGUUUAUAAGCGACUUAGUACAUGGUGUUGAAUGUGUAGAGGCUAAAAAGUUUAGAAGCGACUUAGUACAUAGUGUUGAAUGUGUAGAGGUUGAAAAGUUUAUAAGCGACUUAGUACAUGGUGUUGAAUGUAUAGAGGUUGAAAAGUUUAGAGGCGACUUAGUACAUAGUGUUGAAUGUGUAGAGGUUGAAAAGUUUAGAAGCGACUUAGUACAUGGUGUUGAAUGUGUAGAGGUUGAAAAGUUUAGAAGCGACUUAGUACAUAGUGUUGACUGUGUAAAGAUUGAAAAGUUUAGAAGCGACUUAAUACAUAAUGUUUUGUGUUGUAGUCACAACUUAAGCUGUGGGAAGAAAUCGAUAAUCGUUUACAUGUGAUUCUUACCUCACAAGUAAACACGAAAAAUGUUGAUUCGGGGUGAAGAGCUAAUACACAAUCCACAGUGAACUGUGUACAGAGUUGUAGAACAUGAAUCGUAGCUAGUAAAGCAGCCUUACCAGUAAUUUGUUUUAUUUUAACCCCGUACUUCGUUAACUGAUGUUAUUUUAUUUGAAUCAGUUGUUUUUCGUGAACAGGCUGAAUGUUCACUAGAAGUUGCUUUUUUGUGAUCACGUGAGCUUUGUUGUAGUAAUGUGAUAUGUUAGUAAUGUAGCUUUAAUGGCGAAUGAUGGUUUGGUAUAUCGAGCAAGUUUACCAAUGUUACACUCGUAGGUUUUAAGCAACUAGCUGAAUGUUCACUAGAAGCUGCUUUUUUUGUGAUCACGUGAGCUUUGUUGUAGUAAUGUGAUAUGUUAGUAAUGUAGCUUUAAUAGUGAAUGAUGGUUUGGUAUAUCGAGCAAGUUUACCAAUGUUACACUCGUAGGUUUUAAGCAACUACGUGGGUUGUGGUGUAUACAUAUAUUUGUUAUUCUAGUGUUUGUAAACACUGCUGUGUUGCAUUAUGAUCACACCGUUUCGUGAUUGUGAGUUAAACGCACAUAGAUUCUCUUCACAUUGGAGGCCUAGUGGCGGUCUAUGAAUCCGAGGGUUCAUGGUUGGCGUCUCGUUGUAGUAAAAUCGUUCUUCACACUUUUGGACCGUAACCACGUUAUAAGAGUGAGAGUCAAGUCCAACUAUUCGAUUAGAAUAGCUCAAGAGUUGGCGGUGGAUUCUAUUAACUAGCUGUCUUUCUUCCUAGUCUGUAAGUGCAAAAUUAUGGACGGCUAGGCCAGAUAGUCCUCGUGAAGCUUUGCGCGAGAAUCCGAAACAAACAGACUUCACGUUGGAACAAUAUUUAAGCCCAAACAUUUGCAAAGUGACACCUGGAUCAUUAACUGGAAAUUAUUUUAGUUGUGCAGCAGUUAUGUGAUUAACCGAUAGGAGCGAGGACAACAGCAUUUUCUAUAAAAUAAAUGUGGAACGUGACUCAAGAACCAUAAAGUAAUUCGUGCUGGCCAUUAUCUGUCCAACAUUUUGACUUAUAUCUUAACAACCAUAAGUAAUUUGUGCUGGCCAUGGCCAUUAUCUGUCCAACAUUUUGACUUAUAUCUUAACAACCAUAAGUAAUUUGUGCUGGCCAUGGCCAUUAUCUGUCCAACAUUUUGACUUAUAUAUUAACAACCAUAAAGUAAUUCGUGUUGGCCAUUAUCUGUCCAACAUUUUGACUUAUAUCUUAUCAACCAUAAAGUGAUUUGUGCUAGCCAUUAUCUGUCCAACAUUUUGACUUAUAUCUUAACAACCAUAAAGUAAUUUGUGCUGGCCAUGGCCAUUAUCUGUCCAACAUUUUUACCCAUUAAAAUAUAUUUCUUCCAGUAAUUUUUUACAUGUUGAAAACGUAAUGUAGAGGUACAAUAAAUGUUUUUUAUUUUUAAUUUACUUGUAUUUUUUGUUAAGAGGUAGAGAAAGGACUUUGGUCGUUUUGGGUUUUGUAAAUUUUACUGCGGCGGAACGUUUACUUAAUUGUUGUGAUUUUGAUUUGUAACUUUUAUGCAUUUUCUAAACUAAAGCAACAACUUCUCAAAGCAAGAUACUAUAUGAAAUUAUCUACAUAAUUUAUCAAGUUAUUACUGAUCUACAUAGUUAGCUUGCCUCAUCAGGAAUUAUGGGAGCUUCAUCUGUUUUAAAUCGAUAUCGGUGGAAACUGAAUAUCGAAAUAAACUCCUGAAGAAAUAGUAUAAUAUCGUCACGUGAAAAUAAUGUUAUUUUAUAUAAAUCAAAGGAUUGUUCUAACGAAAUCUAAUUUGGCACUUGUUAUAUAAUACGGUUUAACGAACGCUUCCCGUUUACGCGCUCCCAACUUGUUAUAUUUUGUUCAGCCUGUUUACAAAUGUUUGAGUUAGUUUGAUACACACAAUGAUACUACAUCUCGUGUCUCCUAUAAUUCUGUACACAUACACACAAUGAUACUACGUCUCCUGUCUCCUAUAAUUCUGUACACAUACACACAAUGAUACUACGUCUCCUGUCUCCUAUAAUUCUGUACAUACACACACAAUGAUACUACAUCUCCUGUCUCCUAUAAUUCUGUACACAUACACACAAUGACACUACAUCUCAUGUCUCCUAUAAUUCUGUACACAUACACACAAUGAUACUACGUCUCCUGUCUCCUAUAAUUCUGCACACAUACACACAAUGAUACUACGUCUCCUGUCUCCUAUAAUUCUGUACACAUACACACAAUGAUACUACAUCUCCUGUCUCCUAUAAUUCUGCAGAUCAUUUCGGAACUAAAAAAAUAGUAAUUAUAAAGGACAAUAAUUCUGUAUUUGUCAACAAAACAAACAGGAACAAUUUAAGUAUUGCUAACUACUGUGUACCGGUAAAUUAAUCAUCAUUUGUUGGCAUAUAUCAGGCGAGCUACCGAUUUGUCUUCGACAUUAACUCGUUAGUAAAUGAUAAGUUUUACGUAAACAUCGCUGCUUUUAUAUGUAUAUAAAUAUUACGCUGAGAAAAUGAAUUUUCAAGCUUUGUAGCAUUGUAAAAAUAUAUUACCGUGAUAUUGUUUUGUGGUUGUUACUUGAACCAACUUAGAAAGUUUAAUCCUUUACUGUAUGUUCAAAAUAAUCGUUAAGAAUGAUUGAUGUUGCUUGUAAACAUAUUUGUAAAUUUCCUUUGACAUAUUUAUAUUGCAUAAAUUUUAUAUUUUGUUUGAAAUGCCAUAUUAUAUCUGUAUUGUUGUGCUGGUUGUGGCAAGUAUUAUAUCUGUAUUGUUGUGCUGGUUGUGGCAAGAGCUUAUUUCUGGUUCAUCACACUAGGAUAACUUUUAACUUAUUGUUGGCUAAGUGGUCUUUCUAAGCUAUAUAGAAAGCCACCUGGCUUAAGAUAUGCCAAAUGGAGCAAAAGUAAAGCUCAUAAACGAAGCACUAGCCAACAGUGAGUCAAAUUUUCAAGCAGUAUAUAUAUAUAUUUAGUUGACUUAUUGUUACUUCAUGAUAUUUUGCUUUUAUAUGCAUGCUACUGUAGCAAGUGUAAGCCGGUGAAUAAAAAAUUUGCUGAAAAA